GAGCUGCGCUCUCGUGGGGCGGGCGCUGCUGCCGGGCGUCGCGGCGCUGGUGCUGGUGCGGCUGCGGGCGGAACAGGGAUGCCGUCCGCGGGGCGGCGGGCGGCACUCCGGCGUGGAGCUGAGGGCGAACGCGGCCGGCCACAUCAUAUGCUGCUCUACCUCUCCUGUGAGUAGGACGGAGAUGAUUUUUCUCCAGAAAGUAAAAAGGUUUCUCAAUAUGCAGUCUGCACUGGUUUAAUAUGUGACAAGGAGACAAGCAAUCCAUUGAGAAUGGCAGUGGAUAAGAUGCAGAUAAGCAAGAAAGAGAAAUUAAGGAUGAAAAGACAGAGCAGUUUGUGAAAAUUCAGAUUUUGCACUUCAGAAUAAUACCAUAAAGACUCAUCACUUUCAUCAGUUAUUGAUUACACCGUGGGGACAUUCUACAGAUUCCACUCAAUGCUACUUUUAAAAUGAGUUUUCUGGAGUCUCUUGGGGUGCUGAUCUUUACAUGGAAAUAACAGAGAGUUCCAAGAAAUGGAAGCUGCUGCUAGUAAAAGAAGAAAAGCUGAGUAUCAUCAGGGUUAAUAACUGCUACUUGAGAUCCAUGAAUGAUUACAGAGUUACACUUCUAUAUCGAACUUUCCAUUGCCAUUAGUAAUAUGCUGCCUGUCUGGGACAUCGGUACCCUCAUGGUGAGAAGACUAUUUCUUCUUCACACCAAAUAGAAGAGCUGCAGGAACAAUGGCUUCUAAGGUCUCGUGCUUGUACGUUUUGACAGUAGUUUGCUGGGCAAGCGCUCUCUGGUACUUAAGUAUAACCCGUCCUACUUCUUCCUACACUGGCCACAGACAGGUUAAUAGCAUAUCAAUAGCCAGAAAAAAUGUCUCCUUUGGCAACAUAAGAACUCGACCUAUAAAUCCACAUUCCUUUGACUUUCUCAUCAAUGAGCCUAAUAAAUGCGAGAAGAGUGUCCCUUUCUUGGUCAUUCUUAUCAGCACAACUCACAAAGAGUUUGAUGCAAGGCAAGCAAUUCGGGAAACAUGGGGAGACGAAAACAAUUUUAAAGGAAUUAAGAUUGCCACGCUGUUUCUUCUUGGGAAAAAUGCAGAUCCUGUAUUAAAUCAGAUGGUAGAGCAAGAAAGCCAAAUUUUUCAUGACAUUAUUGUAGAGGAUUUUAUUGACUCCUAUCAUAACCUCACUCUGAAAACAUUAAUGGGGAUGAGGUGGAUAGCAACAUAUUGUUCAAAAGCAAAGUACGUUAUGAAGACAGACAGUGAUAUUUUUGUAAAUAUGGAUAAUCUUAUUUAUAAGCUGCUCAAACCUAACACCAAGCCAAGGAGAAGGUACUUCACUGGUUACGUUAUCAAUGGAGGGCCAAUACGAGACGUUCGCAGCAAGUGGUACAUGCCCAGAGAUUUGUAUCCUGACAGCAAUUACCCACCCUUCUGUUCGGGCACUGGCUACAUUUUUUCAGCAGAUGUAGCAGAACUGAUUUACAAAACUUCUCUUCACACCAGACUCCUCCAUCUCGAAGACGUCUAUGUCGGACUCUGCCUUCGGAAGCUGGGCAUCCACCCCUUCCAGAACAGUGGCUUCAACCACUGGAAAAUGGCCUACAGCUUGUGCAGGUACCGCAGGGUGAUCACGGUGCACCAGAUUACACCAGAAGAAAUGCACAGAAUUUGGAAUGACAUGUCAAGCAAGAAGCAUCUUAGAUGCUAAGAUUUUUACAGAUGUAAAUACCUUUUUUAAAUUUUGCUUUACUCUGGUUAUUUUUUGACAAAGUGAUGUACUGAUUUACAGGUUAAACUGGGAUAUUACUGUGAGAGGAUUUUUAAUGACUGAUUUCUCAUUCUCAUUUUGACUACUGGUUUACAGACUUCAGGCUCUUUUCUUAAGGAUGCUACACCAGUCAAAAGGAUCUAUAGUCAAAGCUCAGAUUUUGUAUAUUAUCCUCCAUCACACAUAUCAGCUCCUGCAUCUGUAUGUGAAAGGACAGUAAUAAGCUAUCAUGAGCUGCUUAAUAGUUCAUGCCCCAGCCUCUGAGAUAAGACUUGGGCCCUACAAAGUGAAGAAUAUACUUUUAUCCCCUUUUGACACCCAACAAUCAUCCCUAUUUAGAGCUUUGUUAAUAAAUUGAACAGUAUGUAUUUGCAAAGAUCUACCUACCUAUAGAUAUGCCUACCUUGGCAUGUAUAUCUUACAGAACAAUGUGUGCAGUUCCCAAGCAGGAUGCUGAUGGUGCAAUAGCAGAAUUUAGACAGGUAAGAACAUCAAAGUCUCACAGGCCUUAGAACCAAACUCACACACAGAAGCAUUUUUUUUAUCCCCCAAGUAAAUCAUUUCACAAAAUACUCCAUUUCUCGCCACUGUUACAAGUAGACCCAAAAAUAUCUAAUCCAACUUUGAAAUGAAAUAUAAUCUGUAAAUUAAAUGCAAGAUGGGAAACAUAUGGAAAAUCAUCUUAAACAUCAGUGAUAAUUUUAAAGUGAAUGCAACAUUUCUCAUUAGUAUUGGUGUCUGUGAAUCUCUCCCUGUUUAGGAGUAUAUUAAUGAAUAUGAUAACAAGAUUAUUUUCUAUUUGGAAAGAAGAUCGAAUGACUUGUGUAGAAACACGUAAUUUUAUCAAGUGAUAAAAUUGUUAGUUAAUAAGCAGCACGUUCCAUCAGCGUCAGUUGGUAUACUAUUUACCUGAACAAAAAUCUAACACAGAAGAACAUUACUUAAGGGUAAACUCUGUUUUUUUGCUUCAGUGCAUAUGAAAAUGAGAUUAAACCAUAUUUUUAAUGGUUUUUAUCCAAUGCAUUUUCUGUUGAUUGGACAACAUGCAACUUCCAUAGAAAAAUAGAGAGCUUUU
Molecule: messenger RNA, 2836 nt
Organism: Tympanuchus pallidicinctus (lesser prairie-chicken)
Lineage: Eukaryota; Metazoa; Chordata; Aves; Galliformes; Phasianidae
Gene: B3GALT1
Product: beta-1,3-galactosyltransferase 1
Exons: 6
Coding region: 721-1701 (326 amino acids)
Cellular component (GO): membrane
Molecular function (GO): N-acetyl-beta-D-glucosaminide beta-(1,3)-galactosyltransferase activity
Source: RefSeq, a predicted model, not a curated record